ACUUUAAUGAGUUUUUGGUUAAAACUUAAUAAAAAAUAAAUUACUUGCAUUAAAAACUAUUCUGAUUAUGUAUACACUAAACAACAAAAAAAUUUAUACAUUAAAGAUUAUUUUGAUGACUUAACACAUGAAGAUUUAAAAUAUUUUUUUUCAUACAUUAAGGAUUAUUUUCAACCCCGUACAUUAAUGGCCAUUUUGAUCUUAGCUGUUAUCUACUCUAAUUGGUGCGGUAAUUCAGGGGUAUUCCAAGACUCAUAUUGCACACAACCUGUUUGAUGAUUUGUUUCAAAGAGCCUUCAGAUUCAUAUACAAUCUGUUAAUCAAAAUCUUUGAGUGGGCUCAAUUAACCGCAUUCAGAAUUCUGAUUUUCUGACUUAUUAUCAUUUGAACUAUCUUUACAGUUUUGGAGAAGAUGCUUACAAAACGUCUAUUUUCAUCGUCGUCUGCUUCUCCGAAUUUGUUUAAAAUCGGAAGCAUUUUGAAGCAAACCAGGACAUUUACUGAUGCUGAUGUUCUUGGGUAUUCUGAGCUGACUCACGACGCCAAUCCAUUGCAUUUUGAUGCUGAAUGCGCCAAGGAUGCUGGUUUCAACGACCGCCUUGUUCCUGGGAUGCUUGUUGCUUCCUUGUUUCCCAGGAUUAUUGCUGCACAUUUUCCAGGAGCUAUAUAUGUUUCACAAACCUUGCACUUCAAAUUGCCUGUUUAUAUAGGAGAGGAGAUCAUUGCUGAAGUACAGGCAACAAGCAUUAGACGAAUGAAAAACAAGUACAUCGCAAAACUGUCAACAAAAUGUAUCAAAUGCAAUGGUCCUCUGGUUAUUGAUGGUGAAGCAACAGCAAUGUUACCAUCUCUAGUCAUAGAACCACCAAACUUAGCAAGUGCUUCCAGCUAAUCUGUAAACACCUUUUGCUUGUCAGCAAAAACAUUCUAAAGCUGCACGAGCUUCGCGUAAGAAAUACCAAGGGAAUAUCCCUGAGAAUUGCAGUUCUAGAUCAUUUGCAUGUACAAGUUCUACCUCAUAUGUGUCAUUCAGGUCAAAGCCUCUAAGUUUAAGUUACGAGUAGUUAGCAAAUGUUGAUGCUUUGUUCUUACACAUCAAAGUUGCAUUUGAUUUGCGUUUGUCAUUUGAGCUGUAAAAUCUUGAUGGAGUAUUGAAUUUUGAUUGCUUUCUGAUGAAAAUAGUACUAAUCCCUUAUAAUAUACGACACAGUGGAUGGUAAGAAAGCACUAUGUUGAGGCGGAGUCCACCAUAGAUGUUGCCAUUUGAGAAAACUGAAGUAGGCGAGAGAGGAGGAAAACACAUCCGACUGAAAAAGCUUUAUUCGCAAUCUGAUGCUGACACCAUUGUAAUGAUUAAUAUGUACUCUCACAUCAAUUUAUUAUUUAAUCAUGUCCAAUUAACAGACAUAAGUCGAUAUGUAACUCACUGGCACUAGCAUAUACCACUUCCACUGCCAAGAGGACUGCAUAACAUAUGCAAGAAUUGGCAGAACGUGUCUUCUACCCUUUUAACAAUUCACUUAUAAAUGUUUUUCCAUAGUUCCUA
Molecule: messenger RNA, 1546 nt
Organism: Capsicum annuum
Lineage: Eukaryota; Viridiplantae; Streptophyta; Magnoliopsida; Solanales; Solanaceae
Product: (R)-specific enoyl-CoA hydratase
Exons: 4
Coding region: 413-892 (159 amino acids)
Source: RefSeq, a predicted model, not a curated record